Molecule: messenger RNA, 789 nt
Organism: Malania oleifera
Lineage: Eukaryota; Viridiplantae; Streptophyta; Magnoliopsida; Santalales; Ximeniaceae
Product: 1-aminocyclopropane-1-carboxylate oxidase 5-like
Exons: 2
Coding region: 1-789 (262 amino acids)
Source: RefSeq, a predicted model, not a curated record
AUGACCCAAAAUGAGAAAACCCUAUAUCCUAAUUCCUCGCCGCGGCUGCCUCCUCCUGCUGUUCCAGCUCCUCGAGUCGUCGUCCCCUCCUCAGGUCCUCAGCUGCUCCUGCUCAGCCUCAGCACCUCCGGUCCUCUAGCUCCUAUCCGUCGUUCGAUGACUCCGGCGAGUAGCUAUUCCAGAUCCGAGGCUUCCGCACUGAGCGAUCUUGACAGGGAAACAAUGGCGGAAUACCGGUCCGAAUUGAAGAAAUUGGCUGAGAAGGUUAUGGAAGUGAUGGAUGAAAAUCUGGGUUUGCCAAAAGGGUACAUCAAGAAGGCACUAAACGGGGGUGGGGAAGAGGAUGAGGGUGCCUUCUAUGGCACCAAGGUCAGCCACUACCAAUCCUCUCCUCAUCCCGAUAUGGUGAACAGUAUCUGGGCUCAUACCGACGCAGGCGGGGUUGUCAUACUCUUCCAAGAUGACAAGGUUAAAGGCCUUCAAAUCCUCAAAGAUGGGGAAUGGAUCGAUAUGCAGCCAUUGCCAAACGCCAUCGUGAUCAACACGAGGGAUCAGAAAGAGGUGUUAAGCAAUGGCAGGUACAAGAGCGUUUGGCACCAGGUUUUGGCUACCCCAGAUGGGAACAGGGGAUCUGUUGCUUCAUUCUAUAAUCCUUCCCUCAAGCCUACCAUAGCUCCUGCCCCACAACUUCUGGAAAACACAAAACAGGAAGCACAAGAUCAUCAAGUAGAUGCCACCCGCCGGUCGCAGUUCUUCUUAUUCUUCUUCUUCAAACUGAUUUUGAUUUAA